Messenger RNA from Penicillium macrosclerotiorum, 195 nucleotides. RefSeq lists its product as uncharacterized. Lineage: Eukaryota; Fungi; Ascomycota; Eurotiomycetes; Eurotiales; Aspergillaceae. The record is from RefSeq and is a predicted model, not a curated record. The transcript is spliced from 2 exons. The coding region runs from base 1 to 195 and encodes 64 amino acids.
AUGGGUGCCGUCGUCUCUUGUAUCCAAAGCGUCUUCUCUGCCAUCGGCGCCUGCCUGAUGGGCAUCGUUAACGCCAUCGGCUCUAUCUUGCGUGCGAUCAUCGAUGGCGUCGUCACAGUCCUCGACGUAAUCAUCUCUUGCCUCACCUGUGGCUACUGCGCUCGUCGCCGGCGCCGGACCAGAUCUGCCAUAUGA